CUCGGGCCAAUACGGUCCGCCCAGACCCAGUGACUAGGUAAACACAGUAUUUAUAUGUGUUUUUCGGGAUUCGUUCGAUUAGUGACUGGCAUCCCCAAUGCAGUCAUUGUCAAGUAACACGGCAUGUGUCAUUUUUGAGCAUUAACAGUGGCGCGCAAGGACUGUUCACGAGCGCAAUGCAAUAAACGUCGCGUGGACUGAUUGGCAGCACUCACGAUCGACGAAAAGGCGACUGACAGGGAGUCGUGGUAUCCUCGAGCUUGUCAGGACAAACAAGUGCUUUAUUCCGAAUAGAGCUCGUGUUAGUGGGUUGGAUUGGAGCGAUUGGACUGGAAUGUGACUGUUUCGUGAGAGAUUAGAAAAUCGGAGCGAAGCCGAAGCGCAGGACUGGGAUCUGGGAGAAGCAGGAUGCUGAACCGAGAUCAGGGUAGAUUCAUGUGGACAGGAUGUGUGCCCUGAUUUCCCUGCCCCUCCCCGUUCCAUCAACCACCUCCUCCACGUAACCGGUUCGCUCCAUCCACCACGCUCACCAUGACGUCCACCCUGCAGACCCUAGCCUUUAAGCUGGCCCCUCCUUCCAGAGAAGCUGGAUCAGAGCAAUUGGACCCCUGUAACGGUGGAGCAGGGAGGCGUUAUGAGGUGGUCCCUUCAGUGGUCUGCUCUAUGUGCUGUCUCUUCGGAAUCAUCUAUUGCUUCUUUGGUUACCGCUGUUUUAAGGCUGUGCUCUUCCUCACGGGUCUGAUGUUUGGUUCUGUAAUCAUCUUCCUGCUCUGUUACAAGGAACGUGUAUUAGACACGCAGCUGAGCGUAGAGGCCAGUGUGGGCAUCGGCCUGGGCAUCGGGACCCUGUGCGGCUUGGUGACUAUGUUGGUGCGCAGCGUGGGGCUCUUCAUGGUGGGGCUGCUCCUGGGCCUGCUGGUGGGCAUCGGGACCCUGAUAGGCAUGGAGGAGCUGUCAUCCAACCCGACACGCUCGGUGUGGGUGCCCCUGGGCGUGCUGCUGGGGCUGGGCAUGCUGUUUGCCGUCCUUACCCUGCAGUGGCAGAGAUGCUUUACUACACUCUCCACAGCCGUGUUUGGGGCUGCCGUGAUUGUCGUGGCCACAGAUUACUUCGUGGAGCUCUUCGCGCUGGUGAGGUACAUUUACGAGCGGGUUAAAACUGGCCCCCGAGAGCCUGUGUGCUGGACGACGUGGGUGGUCCUGGGAGCCUGGCCUGCUCUCGCCCUACUGGGUGUGCUGGUGCAGUGGAGAGUAACGGCAGAGGGAUACUCCCACACGAAGGUGAUGAUCAGUCGUCAGCAGCGACGAGUGCAGCUCAUGCGCAUCCGUCAGAAGGAGGAGAGGAGAGAGAGCAGCAGGAAGAAAAAGCGGAAGCAGCCGCAGCCCUCACACACGCAUGCUGCUAAACCCCUGCACCCAGAACCCGCCUACCGCAGAAAACCAAACCCUAUACGCCGCUAUGAUGGAGAUGUGCUUUCUCCUAGCUAUAUCCAGAAUUUUCGGGACAGGCAGGUGGAUGGGCGUGCUUAUCCAGUGGGCGGACUAAUGAUGGGUCACACAAGUGUGGAUAUGGACUAUGAUAGUGGGUCUACCGUGCCACUCACAUCUGGGGUGGGACCGCAUGUUCGGGUCUGACCACACGUGCACACUCACACAAACAAACACACACACACACGCACACACACAUCUUGCUACUCUGGUGCUGACCUGACCCUGACUCACUCAGUCUUGCACAUGUAGAGGUUUGGGUCUCCAACUUUCAGCAGCUCCUCACAAAAACAAAAAACAGAACUGAAAAAUUGAAAGCACUUCACGGAGAGUGGAGCAACUAGAACACUGGGUGCAUCACUCCAGGACUGUGGUUCUAUAAUAGUGCUGCUUUCUCUCCACGUCUUUCUUACACACUAACACCAUCACACCUGAACACGUGCCUGAGAUGUGGCAUUCUGUUCACCUCAAAUUGGUAAUAUUUGGGGUCAGUAGUGAAAAAUGAAUCUGGGCUCCAUUCUGUUUUCUAAUAAUGUCAGUGUGGUGAAGUAGUGUUAACCAUUCAUCAAUGUUUGAAUUCAUCAGUUGGUGCUGAAUCUUGUCUAAAUCUUGUAUUAUAAGGCUGACUGUCAUUUGAAGUCAUAUGUCCUCCCAUAGUGAAAUCUGUGGAUUCCACCAGUUAGUGUCUGUACUGUGAGAUCCCACAUUCCAGCCCAGGACUGUACCAAAUACCAGUGAGCAGGGGUGCCUUGCUUCGAGACACCAGUAAGAAACUCUCUCAGGAGAAUAAACUGCUUAGCCUCGUUUCAGAAAGGCUAUAGGGCAAAGAGCCAUAUUACAGCUGAUCAGAGCCGCCUGGUCCACUCUGGGAUGCGGAGCUGAACAUCUGGUGAUGAAACGGAACGAUGAAAUGCCAGAUUGAGUUAAGGAGCGAAGAUGAUACUCAGGGAGAACACGAAGGUUUUGGAGGGUAAACAAAAGAACUAAAAACUCAAAUGACACGGAACGAUGGUGUAAAAACUGGAGAUUUGUCCACCUUUGUGGCAAGCUUACCUACAGGGACUUCACCACGACUGUUCAGUUACUGCUGUGUAUUAUACAAGUUUGCAGUGCAAUGCAAGUGAACAUUUAUGCACUGGAGGACAUGACGGAUGAGGAGCUUCCUCAAAGAAGCUAACUUCCUUUAAAAAGACCCCCGUAAUGCUUUGGGGCAAACUGCAUGAUGUAACGGCCCCCAGUUUCUUUUCCACAGUGCAUUCCAGUAAAAAGAGCAGUUUCUGCCAUGGUGUCUCGCUUUUUUUUUUCAUUCCACUCUUUUAGUUGUACAUUUCUGUGUUAUGUACAUAAAAGGCACAUUUAGUAUAUCCAUUUCAACAUGGCCUUUUAUAUUUAUUUGAUUUUGCUUUCUUACUAAUUGAUUGUUUUUCAAGGGAUUCUGAACACUGACAGGUGAAUGGAUGGUUGUAUUUAUUAGUUUGUUUGUUAUAAAUGUUCAGUUCAGUUUUCCAUGUGAUAAAAGUGGUCUCGAAGACAAAGUCCUCAUG
Molecule: messenger RNA, 3032 nt
Organism: Myxocyprinus asiaticus (Chinese sucker)
Lineage: Eukaryota; Metazoa; Chordata; Actinopteri; Cypriniformes; Catostomidae
Product: transmembrane protein 198-B
Exons: 5
Coding region: 532-1635 (367 amino acids)
Biological process (GO): positive regulation of canonical Wnt signaling pathway
Cellular component (GO): plasma membrane; cytoplasmic vesicle
Source: RefSeq, a predicted model, not a curated record